GAGAACGAGAACACUUCCGGAUUUUUUAACCACAACACAUGUUGGUGAUAGAUUCGUGCUAUGCUGCUGAAAUAGGAGUGUAACACAGUAGCGGUAACAUAAGACGGUGAUGUGAAACACGUGUGUACAGAACAAUUUGGUCAUCAUGGCAAAAAGGAAAUCAUAUGAAUCGGAACACAAAAGCAGUGGUUCAAAAAAGUUGAAUUCAAAUAUGAGAGUCUGUAUGGAUGAAAACAUGGAAACCAAAGUGAAAAAGAAAAGAAAAAAGAAUGAAACUGAGGAAUCAACUGUACCAGCUCCCGCUAUUCAGAUCACUGAGGGUAUGAUGUCAAAGAAACACCAACAGCAAGCAGAGAAUGUACAGAAGAAAAAGACAAAAAACAAGAAGUCUGAGAUUCCAGCUCUAACCCAAGUCCCUGCUUCUUUAGAAGAUGAUGAUGAUGAUGGUAAUGAGAGAGAGGAGGUGAUGAAGGGUGAGGAGGACUUGAGUCCGGAGGAAAGACGAGUCCUCGAGAGGAAAAUGAAGAAGAUUCUGAAAAAAAAGCAGAAGGAUCAACUUAAGGCUGAAGGAAAGACAGAAGACAUAGAUGAGGCCAGUAAACCUAUUGCCCCCCAACAGGCUCUGGACUAUCUUAGCUGUUGGGCUGAGAACCGUAAGGAUUGGAGGUUUCAGAAGACCAGGCAGACAUGGUUGCUACAGCACAUGUUUGACUCUAAAAAGAUCCCAGAUGAGAACUUCACUGUGCUCCUGUCAUACUUGGAAGGGGUACGUGGAAGGGCCAGGGACACCACUGUACAAAAGGCCGAAACAUUGGUCCGGGAGGAAGAGGGGGAACAAGAUACAGAGGCCCAGCAGAGGGUAAAAAGAGCUAGGGAAGUCAUCCAGCUGCUUUCCUGACCAACCACUACCAUUAUUUUAGAUGAUGACCAAUCACAAACCACCCAAGCCCCACACCACACUCAAGGGGAAUAUUUAAUUUAGCUUUCUGAAUCAAAACAGUUUCUGGUACAUUUACUCCACCUCAAAAUGAGGGGCAACCAAAAAUAUCUGCUGGGAUUUUGAUACCAAUAGACAUUUAAAAAUGCAUUUUAUAUGAUGUUAAUUCCUUCAAGUUUUUUUCAGCUCUGUUUUGUGAUGUGAAUGGAAGAUAUUCAUGGUUUGUCAUUGGACAGAAAAUGAAACUGAACCAUUAAGUCUCUCAUAAAAAGCCUGUUGUUUUUUGCUUUUUGCUAGAGAAGAUGCACUCUCCUUACAAUGUUUGUUUUCACUUGUCACUGAUGCAUGACUAAAAUAUUACAACUACAGUUGACAAUUUGCUGAAUAUUUCUUUGAAUUCCCUGAAAAAUAAACACCUAAGUUUUCUGUAACUUCAAUUCCAAUUGUAAAAGAUUUCUGCAACUUGAAACUAAUUGAAUUCUAUUUGCAGCAUCCUGGCGACUGCUGAUAAGCUAAUGUUUUGCUCUUGGAAUUAAACCAUUAAAACUGGAAAACUGAA
This is a messenger RNA of Esox lucius (northern pike), 1496 nucleotides long. RefSeq lists its product as uncharacterized. Bases 146 to 898 code for a protein of 250 amino acids. Lineage: Eukaryota; Metazoa; Chordata; Actinopteri; Esociformes; Esocidae. The record is from RefSeq and is a predicted model, not a curated record. The transcript has 6 exons.